Owenia fusiformis is the source of this 1909-nucleotide messenger RNA. The record is from the annotation of a GenBank genome assembly. NCBI's taxonomy places the organism in Eukaryota, Metazoa, Annelida, Polychaeta, Sabellida, Oweniidae.
AAAUUCGAAAUGAAUAACAGAAUAACUGAGCAGCUCAUCUAAAAAUAAUUGCAAAACUUCCGGGUAGAAGUCACGAACUUUCCAGUGACACUUUUAAUCAGUUUUUCUGCACGUACUUUGAACUCGUUACGGUGGAAGUCUUCACUAUUCCAGAGGAUUCUUUACUAGAAGACCGUAAAUGCAUGAUGCAUUUGAUUGAAUUGUACACGUCCUGAGUAUAAUAUGUAAGAACCCCAGAUCAAAUGCAGAAGCAAAGGUUGACUACUCUGCAGAACAUGGAGUGCAUUAACCCUAUAUGAAGAAUACAAGCCUAAAAGGACAACCCUAAGGAGGUCCUUAGAAGAAAUAGUAAGGGAUAGACCCUCAGGAAUUAAUCUUGUAAGCCUACCGGAGCACAUCGACCCCUGGAAAAAAUUUCCCUUGAAAGCCUCCUUAGGGAGGACAAACCUAGACAACCCUAGGAAAAACCUAGAGGAGGGCAACACUUGAAGGAUACUCUUUGGCUGCACAUAAUGUCUGUCAGUUAUCAGGAUAUUGUAAAGAAAGGCUAUGUACGCUUAAAAGGAAAGAAUCUAGGGGCCUGGCAAAGACGAUGGGUUAUGCUUAGGAAGGCAUCUAGCAAGGGGCCAAGACGAUUAGAGAAAUACCCAGAUGAGAGUGCUUCGAGAAAUGUGUCUGCCAUCCAUAAAGCCAUAGAACUUUCAGAGAUUAAAAGUAUUUCAAGAUUGCCAAAUGACAUUAAAAAACAUGCAGUAUCAAUUGUCUUCCAGGAUUUGACGUCUCGUUGUUUUGCAGUUGAAUCAGAGGCUGAAGCAGAUGAGUGGGUGGAAGCUCUCUGUAAAGAAUGUGGCAUUGCUACAAUUCAUGUCUCCCCACCUGAUGUAACUCAAACUCACAGCACACAAGAUAAGUUCAAUGUUUACCUUCUUCCCACCCCAGCGCUGGAUAUCUCAGGUGAAUGUCUGCUUCAGAUCACUUCUUCGAACGUUAACCUCUGGGAUAUACUGCACCCUGGGAAAUUGCUGGUCAGCUGGCCCGUAGGUGCAAUACGAAGAUAUGGCAGAGAUGAUUCUCAAUUUACAUUUGAGGCAGGAAGGUUUUGUGACACAGGGGAGGGGAUGUUUAUGUUCUCAACUGCAGAGUCUGAUCUCAUACAUAGGAAGUUACACACAGCCUCGUUAGCCCUUGCUGCUACAAAAGUUAAUACACAAAAUACCCAGAACUCACAAAAUGCUCGACCACGGAGGCCAGUUAGGUCAAGGACCCUUCCUGAAACACCACUACCCCCACUCCCCCAUGGGUCACCUCCAAAGAGACCAGAAAACCUUCCACCAUCUGAUCUCAAAGACGACUAUGAUGGAACAUGGGGGGUGAUAGCAGAUGAUGAAGCAGGCUUGGCUAUUCCAUUAAUUCCUCCUCCUCCCCCACCAUUGACGCAGAGAAGUCGAAGUCAAUCAAUUCCCAAUACUACAGUUGGAGCCAGUCCUUCAAUACCUCCGUUACCAGCCUCUGCUAGGAGACCUCUGCCAGAGUUACCAUCCCCUACAGCAGAUGAAGGCGUCACAGUACCGAUAUAUGAAGAAAAAUAUUUAACUCCAGAUUUCCGUAACUUCUUGCAAAAACGAAAAGAUGAUGAUGAUACUCCUGCUUAAAAAACAAAAAACCAGUCUUCUUGAGUCGAGAUGCCAAAACAUACUACAGUAGUUGUAUACAAUUAUAGGCGUACAUGUAAACUCAGACUCAGAUGUACAAGUAAGGCCUAUUCACAAAAAUAUGCAUAUAAACAGGAUGCAGUAAAAUAUGUGUACAUCUAGGUCCAAUAUCCAUGGAGCCACAAAAUGUAUUCACUGUAGGUAGGUGUUCAGAGAGAUAAUUUGGUAUAGAAGUUAGUGGAGUAUGUGCUGAGAAG